Messenger RNA from Punctularia strigosozonata HHB-11173 SS5, 2118 nucleotides. RefSeq names its product cytochrome P450. NCBI's taxonomy places the organism in Eukaryota, Fungi, Basidiomycota, Agaricomycetes, Corticiales, Punctulariaceae. Gene Ontology annotation, molecular function: heme binding; monooxygenase activity; oxidoreductase activity, acting on paired donors, with incorporation or reduction of molecular oxygen. The record is from RefSeq and is a predicted model, not a curated record. The transcript has 12 exons. Bases 1 to 1734 code for a protein of 577 amino acids.
AUGGUUGACCGGCUUGCGUUAGGUCAUCUAGCGCAGCUCUUCGAUCCCAUAACAGGGUUUCGAUACCACGAAGAGGUUGCUGCUUUAGGCAGCAUUUCGCAAGUGGGUGGACUAUUCGGGGACGAGCAGCUUUACGUUUACGAUCCUCGGGCGCUACAUUCGAUUCUUGUCAAGGACCAAGAGGCAUUUGCGGAGACAAGCAUUUUUCUCGAGCUCAACUCGGUGAUCCUUGGAAAUGGGCUGAUAGCAAGCGAAGGGGAGAACCAUAGACGGCAGCGAAAAAUGUUGAACCCGCAUUUUUCGCCCACAUACCUGCGUCGCUUGAUGCCAGUAUUCAAUGCAGUCGCCAGAGAGCUUCGAAAUUCCGUCGAGACUCUGUGUAUGGAGCAUGAAGCUGUAACAGGGUUCGAAGUCGACAUGCUCCUGCCUUUGUCUCGUGCAGCCCUGGAAUAUAUCGGGCGCGCCGGGAUCGGAUACAAAUUCAACUCGCUCGAGGAACCCGCGAGCAAUCCGUACGCUGCGGCGAUAAAGAACAUUCUGCCAGCGGUGUCGCCGUUCAUUCCUUGGCUCGCGUUCUUCCCCACGUUUCGCCGUCUGACACCGCCAGCGCUGCAGAACUUCCUCGCCAACAUGUUGCCGAUGAAGUCGCUGCACAGGUUAAGGCGCAUCACCCGCAUGAUGGAAGUCACAAGCAAAGAAAUAUAUUCGCAGAAGCGAAAAUGUCUCGCACCUGAUGAAAGCGCCCACGCUGACAUUCUGAGUACAAUAUUAGAACACAAUGCCAAACUUGACACCGACGAACGAAUGCCGGAGGACGCUGUUGUGGCCCAGAUAAACACCUUCCUUUUUGCUGCAACCGAUACGACAAGUAACGCCUCGGCGCGAUUACUGCAUGUGCUUGCCCUGCACCCCUCGACACAGUCAGAACUGCGACAGGAGGUAUCGAAUCUGCUGAAGCGAGGGGAGAUCUCAUACGAUGAUAUCAUGUCGCUCCCGCUCUUGGAUGCCGUGGUGAAGGAGACUUUGCGCCUUUACCCGCCUGUUUUCUUCUUCCAGCGUACAGCACAACAGGAUACGAUUCUGCCGCUUCUGUUCCCCGUCAGAGGUACCGACGGAAGUGCGAUCGAGGAAGUGCCCGUGAGGCGAAACCAGAAUAUCAUCUUGGCCAUCGCAGCGGUGAACAAGGACAAACGGAUCUGGGGACCGGAUGCAGAUGAGUGGAAGCCAGAUCGAUUCUUGCGACCUCUUCCGGACACUGUCGCGAAUGCCAAGAUACCAGGAGUGUAUGCCAACCUAAUGACGUUCAUGGGUGGACCUCGCUCUUGCAUAGGGUUCAAGUUUGCAGAACUCGAGAUGAAGAUAACAGCAGCGUACCUGCUGGAGAGCUUCGUGUUCAUGCCUGCGAAGGAAGACGUGAUCUGGAAGCUUGGGUCGGUGCAAACGCCGCAUAGUAGCUUCGACGGUACGGGAGGGCCGAGACUGCCGAUGAGGGUCCAACUGGUGCAGACAGUGAGCGGCGUCGCGAGUCAUCCGUCUAUGUACGCCCUGACGUGCCGACAAUCGGGCUCAACAGACCUGGAACGAGUCGGAAGGGCGUACGCGUACGACGCAGGUUUUAGCAUGAUCCUGAUGUUUGCCAGCUCGUCCCCCGCUUCGCCGACCCCGGAAAGACGUUCCGUGUUGAUGUCGCUGAAGGCGUGCCUCGGAAUGGAGCUGGGUUUCGGCACUGCAUAGUACGUCGACGAGUCGCAUCGAAUGAGUAUGGAUUCCGUAUGUAAGUCGCAGUCUGGAGUCAGGGCGCGCGACGACCUCCGCGAAGGUUUGGGUGACAGUGAGCAACAGGCACGAGGGGCCUUCGCUGUUGAGCGCGUCGUGCAAGCCAAGUUUGCGAAGGCCGUUCCCCACGGGGCCGCCGUAGGUCCGUGGGCGCUGUGCAGAACGGCGAACGCUGGCUGCGACGUCCGGCAGCGAUAUGCACGUGCACGCUCUUGACGUCCGAUGGCGCUGAAACCGGAGCUUGCAUCCUCAGCGGCAGGCGCGCACGGAUCUCGGACCAUUGGCACGGAACGCAGCUCAGCGUUAUGCAUUAUGGCCGAUGCGGGGUGAAAUAACAAGCAU